CAAACCAUGGCAACGUUAUCAAGCAGGCGUCUUAUCACGGCCAUCUUGGGCGUCCUUGCCUGUGGUGCAGGGACGGCCCUUGGCGGCCAGCUUUCUGCGCGAGCAUGCGCGGGGACGGUCAAGGCCAAGAAUGGAGAUACGUGCGCAUCUCUCGCGCGAGACCACGGGAUAACCGUGUCGCAGUUCCUGCUGGACAACCCCGCCGUAUCCAGCUGCGACCUGCUCGUCAUCGGCCAGGAGUACUGCAUCGCCGAGGACGCAGGUGGACCACCGGCCGUGUCCACCGGCUCCUCGAGUCGGCCGACGUCGACCGCGUCCUCGCCAUCGCCAACCCCCAAGGUCAGCGAGGACGGGAGCUGCGGCAACGGAGUCACUUGCGCGGGGUCGGAGUUUGGCACUUGCUGCUCCGAGCACGGCUACUGUGGCGACGGCGAUAAUUACUGCCUCGCCGGGUGCCAGCAAGCCUUUGGGAAAUGCGACAAUCCGGGUGGUGGUGCCCCCGGAGGGACGACGGCUCCGCCAGCCACUCAGCCUGCCGGACCGACGGCCACGACGACAGUCACAAAGACGUCUCUCGUGACGUCGACCAAGACGUCGACCACCAUAGCCACCAGCAUAGUGACCAGCCUCGUGAUCAAGACGACCACCAGCACGGCCGUCAUCGGCGCGCCGGCGACGAGCACGGCGACAGUGACGGCGACGGUAACAUCGACCAAGACGGCGACAAGCAUCGUCAUCGGGACGGCGACGGGCCCGGGCGUCGGGGCGCCGGUGACGAGCACGACGAUCCUGACACUGACGAGCAAGGUGGUGACGACCUCAACGGCGACGGUGACGACGACGAGCACCUUUGUCAGGACCGCGACGAGCAUCGUCCUGGGGGGCUCGGGCACGACCACCACGACCAGGACCGUCACGAGCACCGUCGUCGGCGGCGGGGCCUGCUCCCCGACCAAGCCAGACACUGUCAUCACGCCGACCCGCGGGCCGCAGCCUUCUGCGCCGUCGCCGACGCUGCCUGGGACGGCGGAGAAUUGUCGGACGUACUACAAGGUAUCGUCUAACGACACCUGCCUGCGGAUCGCGCAGAGAAACGGCAUCUCUCAAAGCGAAUUCAUCAGUUGGAACCCGUCCAUAGGGGCAACGUCAAACCCCCUCGACGCGGUCCUCUGCUCUCCCGGCCUGUUGGAUCUACUCCUCCAGGGGCUUUGUCAAGUCAGUUGCGAUAACCUGUGGGAGGGGUAUUACGUCUGCGUGGAGGCUUGAUAUGGGGGUUAAAAGAAGGGGAAGGCCUUUUGCAACGAUUGCCAAUAAUUAACAUCAUGGCAAUUGGUGUUUGUGUUUAUGUAUGUUAUGUUUGAUUCGAAAAUCAACGGGCUGAGAGUCCUGCGCAGAUGGGUUUCGUGAUGAAUCUGAUGAAGAUUAUUAGUUAGCCUUGUAAAGUUGGGAAUUCGAGCCAGACGUUUCGUGAAGUGUCAUCUGCAGUGUCGUGGGAUUAACAGAGGUGAGGCACUCUUGAGAUAAAAGUUUCUUUCCCCGGUUUGUCGUCCAAUCGCG
This is a messenger RNA of Phialemonium atrogriseum, 1557 nucleotides long. RefSeq lists its product as uncharacterized. The record is from RefSeq and is a predicted model, not a curated record. Gene Ontology annotation, molecular function: chitin binding. Lineage: Eukaryota; Fungi; Ascomycota; Sordariomycetes; Cephalothecales; Cephalothecaceae. The transcript is spliced from 3 exons. The coding region runs from base 7 to 1266 and encodes 419 amino acids.